Loa loa (African eye worm) is the source of this 405-nucleotide messenger RNA. RefSeq lists its product as hypothetical. The transcript has 3 exons. The record is from RefSeq and is a predicted model, not a curated record. Bases 1 to 405 code for a protein of 134 amino acids. NCBI's taxonomy places the organism in Eukaryota, Metazoa, Nematoda, Chromadorea, Rhabditida, Onchocercidae.
AUGGAUAUCACAAACAAAAAACAGUUGCUGAAGGGUAGCUCAUCAACAUCUACAACACAGAGCACAACUUUAAAAACGAGAACUACUUCUGUUAAACGUAUCCUGUCAACUACAACAAACAGUGUUUUUGGUACUGGUGGUGCUGGUGGUGUUGGUGGUUUUCAUUGCAUCAAACUUGUUCUUGGAAUUACUGGAGUUUUUAUGUGUGGAACUUCUGGUAUUCAUGGUACAUAUAGGACAUUUAAAAUCCACUUGACUUCCAUUUCUAUAAUUGAAACAUUGAAAAACAACGGAGUGAUCAAUUAUUGGUUGAGCGAUGCUUUAAAACGCUAUGCAAAACCUUUCGAUGUUCACUUGAGAAUUGUUAUCAGAACUGGAAAACGUGAAAAUAAAUACUUCGAUUAA